AUAUAGUUUCUCUCGAUUCUUAGCUCAAUCCGGUCGGCUUUAGUUCCAUUCCGCAUUUAAAUCCAUCGGCCGCCGGCUUAACAACAGUGUUAUCAAUGAAUUAAUUUAAGUACCUCAGCCAACUUAAGAUUAAGCACAGUGUCAAGCAAAGGAAACUUUAAACAUGGAGAAGAAACAUACAAAUUGGCUGUUCUGUCUGACCAUCUUGUUCGGAUUUUUUGCCCAGGGAAGAACGGCUUUAAUCUCUCAAAGCAGCCAGCAAAUAUUUAAGCUGCAGAAUAAAGUGAUUCUCGCGGAACUGGGAAGGGAUUCGAGUGCCAAAGAGACGAGCUAUACAUUUGAAACCGACCUGAAGAUCAAUUCGGUUUGGAGUCAGAAUGAAGAUCAGCUCCUGGAGGUUUUCAUCAGUGGGAGCCGAGUUGAUGCCUCUGGAAAAGCCCGUUCCAUUACUCAAAUACCUGAUAGACCUUUUUAUAUCAGUUUGGUUAAGGGACAGCCCGAAAAGGUUAUAGCUCAUACUUCAAAAGAUCAAUCCCUGCUGAAUUUGGAACGCGGAAUUGCUUCGCUUCUGCAGUUGAGAUUGACUGACUCCCCGGAGGAGGAACUGGAUGUUUCCGGUUUGUGUCGAGUAUCCUAUAAUGUGAAAUCCUCAACGAAAGUGGAGAAAAUCAAACGAGACUGCUCUCUUUGGGAUCUCAGGGUUAACACGCAUCCAGAAGAAGCUCUGGGCGUUACUCACCAAGCCCAGGAACAGGUCUCCUAUGAACUCUCUUCAGAUGGAUCUCUUUUAAAGGCAGAGACCGUGGAAAAUCACCGCCUGAGCCUAGCAGCCAAACCCGAUGUGGGAAGCUCCGUGAAGAGCACUCUAACCUUGCAGCACAUUUCACAAGGAUCGGAGGAAGUCAAGCAGCUGGGAGUAGACAGUUUGGAGGAGGCCAUCCAAAGCCUGCUGGAAUGGUAUCGCGUAUUCGAGCUGGAGUCCGAUGUAGAUGGUUUGAUCAGCGAGAUCAAAGAGCAAACUCUUGAGGAACAACUUAAAGCAUCUCUCAAUGAACUGCAAGCGGAGGACGUGGGCAAAUCCUCGCUGGCUCUAGCUUACGUCAAGCUUAUCCCCCUGGCUCGCGUCUCGAGGCAAGAGCAAUUCGAGGAACUGCUCAAGGACCAUUCGAAACUGCUGCCCCUUAUGGUGGAUCUUUUUGGUGCUGUUCAAACCUUCGAGGCACAUAAUGCCACAUUUGGAUUCCUCUACAAUCAGGAGGAAACUACAAACGAGCAUUUAGAACUGUUAGAGAAGUAUUUGCAAUCCCUAGCUGUGGCCACGCAUCCAGAUAGGAAAAUAGUUGAGCACUUGUUCGGCUUACUAGAGCUGGAAUCAACCAAAAAGCAGUUCAAACUGAGGGACAGCAUUAUCCAAACGCUGGCCACCUUGACCCGCCAAAGUCGAUUGGGUGGUGAUGAUUCUUUGCUGCAGCAGGUUCGAACUUAUCUUCUGCAAGGCCUCGCCUCCAAGGAGCCCACUUUGUAUAUCAGGGCACUGCAAAAUCUCCAGGACCCCGUCACCAUUGAAUCCCUGCUGGAACAGGCUCAAAGUGGCGAGGAGCCCAACUUAUCGGUGGCUGCUCUGCAGGCCUUGAAAGCAUUUCCCCCGGGCAGUUUUAAUUCCUCGCAUCGCCAGCAGUUUGAGAGUAUCUUCUAUCAGCGAAAGCGACGCUUUGAUAGCUCCGCACGCACUCUGGCUCUGGAUAUUAUCCUGUCCCUUAGGCCAAAUCAGGAGCAAUUGGGUUACCUUUUGGAUUACCUAGCCUCAACCGAUCGCCAAUUUGAGAUCAAAACCUAUGUGCUGCAGAAGCUGAGAAUGCUGGCUGAAAAGUGUCCGCGAUUCAGGGCUUUAUUCGUGGCGGAGUUGGCCAAAAGGAGUCAGGUGAACAACUACCAUGUACUGGGACAAAAGGGACUCACCACUGUUCUUACCCGUCAACUUUCCUUGGCGCCUGCCUUUAAUGAAUCGCUUUUAAGCACCCAGGAGGUCUACCAAGGGAUCCUCAAGCGCGGCUCCGUGGAAUUCCUGCUCCACGCAGGACGCUCUCAAGCCAGCAGUUUCAAAUUGGGCAUCUACACUGCCGGCUUGGGUUCGCUGGUGGGCGAUGGUGACUCCGGCGAUGGGAAUGACAGAAUCCCAGCGGAUGAUCAGAUGGACGGCGAGGAGACCGUCACCGCGGGCAUGGAAAUCAGUGUGCAGGGUGCCCAGCUGCGACCCCUGAUCUUCUUCAGCGGUCAGACAGAGCUAAUGGGUCAUGUGUGGGGAGGAAGUGCUUCGGACUCGACGCCAGCCUACCAGGCAACCACUUUGGCACAGGAUAACGAGCACUACAUAAUCCUGGCGUCGGGAGCCACUCUACAUUGGCAAGUGCUGGGCGCCAGGAGUGUGGAUCUCAAUGGCAAGGUCGGAUUUAGCCUGUGGAAUCGUAAUGCUCAAACGGAGAUCCAGCAGAACACUGGCAGCGCUGUCUUGGGUCACGUUGCCGUUGGCUUCACCUAUGCUAAAUUAGUGCAGGAUUUCAGUCUGACCCACGAACCGAAGUUGAGUCUGAAUGCGGAUCUGGACUUUUAUAGUGGAAUAAAACUCUGCAUGCAACUUCAGAGACCUGAACAGUUGCUCAAACAAACCAAUAUUCGUUCGGUUUUCCUGCAAUCUGUGGAUCGUCCUUAUGCCAAACACGUUUGCUCUUCGCUCUCUCACAAAACCACGGGCUGCACUUUUGCCCUAAAUCAGAAGAACAACGAAAUGUGCAACAUUAUAUUCAGCGAAUAAUAGAGAUUUUCUCAGAGAUUAUUGGAGAUUCCUAAAACAAAAACAGAUAAACACAUAAAUACUGUAAUGCUAUGCUAAAAACUCAGAGAUUAAGACUCUAUAGUUGUAAACUCAAACGAACAAAGACAAUUUUAUUUUCAUA
Molecule: messenger RNA, 2954 nt
Organism: Drosophila elegans
Lineage: Eukaryota; Metazoa; Arthropoda; Insecta; Diptera; Drosophilidae
Gene: Mtp
Product: microsomal triglyceride transfer protein large subunit
Exons: 6
Coding region: 164-2812 (882 amino acids)
Biological process (GO): lipid transport; lipoprotein metabolic process
Cellular component (GO): basolateral plasma membrane; endoplasmic reticulum; Golgi apparatus
Molecular function (GO): lipid binding
Source: RefSeq, a predicted model, not a curated record